GAAAAUUUCGUUCUUGACCUGCUCUUUCCUAUUUCCUAUUUCCUCCUCCACCACUUUCGCGUCGGCGUUUUCCUUGUACCUGUUGUGUUGUGCUCCGUGCAGGUUCAUUUGACGAUUAUUUGACUGUGACUCAGUAUUUUAAUUUUUGAUUUUGAAAGUUCUUUUAACGUUUUUAAUCGGCACGUGACUUAUUGACUGCUGCUUUUUACUUAUUUGUUCGUAAGAUGGAGGGACUGGAAGAUGAUUUUACUCUUCUCAAAUCACUGAUUGCUAUCACCAAAGGAGGUCUGACUGUGCAUAAACUCUUGAAAGAGUACAGAGAAGAAACAGGGUCAUCACUAAAUUUCUCAAAGUACGGCUUCAAAGAUGUGAUUGAAAUGCUGAGGUCCUGCCCUGAAAUAGCGGUUACUCAAGACCGUGAUGGAGUUGUGUGUCAUGUGAAUGACGGAAAAAUCAGCCACAUCACAUCCUUAGUUGAAAGAACUAGAGAUAAGAAGCCUAGACAGAGAAAAAGAAACUACAACAAGCCAAGGCCAUCUUUCUGUACAUCAAGGAGUUUCUAUUCUCCUCAUAGAGAUUCUAAACAUAAAUCAGGUGGAGAUACGUCAUCAUUUAAAUCUGCUAAUAUAAGGUCUGUGCAGUAUGGGCCGUCAUCAAGAAACCAUGAGAAUCCAAAUCUGUCCAAUUAUCAAAGGAACUGUGGGAAUAAUGUCCAUUACCAAGGAAAAGGCAGAGUGUAUUCAAAUAGCAGAGAUCGUACAAGCUCUUUGAACCGAGGCAAUCAACAGAUUAUGCAUAAUCGGAUUCCAAAUGCCCAUAAUUUGCACAAUGGACAUCCUCCAAAAGAGAGAGACUUCAAACCAGUUUCCAAUUCAACUGUUUCAAGCAGUUCUUCCAUAAAGAAAGAACUUUAUGCCAGAAGAGAAGAGAAGUCUACAUCUGGAAUUUCAAAAACUUACAGUUCAGGAACUGAGCCUGCGCCUAGUUCAAAACCCAUUAACAGUGAAGCAGGUUUUCAUUUGGAUUCUGGGGCUGUAACAAGCUCAAGUGUAUCUGUUUCAAAAUCUAUUCCUAAUCUUGAUGAUGAUUGGUCUUCAGAAUCAGAGUCAAAUCAGGUGCCUGCACGAACUGUUUUACCUUCCAGUAGGGCAUGUUAUUCAUCACAUUCGUUGCAGAACAAUACUGUGUCUUCUAGUAGAACCAAAGCACAGCCAGUGAGGUCAGAUGCACGGGUAUGUAGUUUUGGUGCUAGAGAUGUACGUUAUUUGUCCAAAACGAAUGAAAGCCAGAAAGAUGACCAAAAGAUCACACCCAAUGCACCUCCACAAUCUGAAGCAGUUGGAAAUGUUGGCCAUGCAAACCCUCAGUCUAUCCUUCGUGUUGUAAGACCUAACAACAAAACUAUUUCUCAGGCAGAGAAAAAAAUUUGCUUGCAAACAUCUUUAGUUUCUAAUCAAGAAAUUGCUGUCAGUGGAUCACCUACAAAACGUGUGACAUCAACAAGUGUGAAGGAUGGUGUGCCAACCAUUGUUGUAAAAGUUCCUAAUGAGAAAAAGGCUUUUACUAAUUGUGAGCCUAUGUAUGAAGAUUUUCAAUUUAUUGGUGAUUUUCUUCUACUUCGUGUAGCAGAAGUAUGCUUAGCAAGUACCGUUCAAAGGAAAGGUUCCAUAUCAUAUUGCGGUCUGUGUCGUGAUAAUUUAACCAUUGCAGAAUGUGAAGAAGCGAUUGUAAGGGAGGGAACUACAGGAAAAGUUGUCUUGUGUAUUGGAAUGACAGAUAUCAUACAGGGAGCUUCUCUGGAAGAUAUGAAGAAACAAACGACAUCCUUGUUGCAAAGGUUGAAAUACAAUACAGUCAUUCUCAUUACUCUACCAGUACCUCCAUCUUUUAUCAUGAUUGCCAAUGAAGAAAAACUAAGAGUGUUGGAGUUGUACAACAGAUGGCUUCUUAAUUUACGACUGCCUUGCUUGAUUGAUAUUGACCGCCAUUUGUACUCUGAUGCACCAUUUUACAUGAGGUUACCUAAUUCAAAUGUAGAGACAUUUUCUGAAGGUGGAGCAUGGAUUGUUAUGGAUGAAAUCAUCACUGCUCUUGGCUAGUAGAAGAAUGACAAUAUGUAUCAAUGAAAUGGGAUGAACUAGAUUGAAUUAAAAUUUAAAUACAUCAAAUUUA
Molecule: messenger RNA, 2172 nt
Organism: Frankliniella occidentalis (western flower thrips)
Lineage: Eukaryota; Metazoa; Arthropoda; Insecta; Thysanoptera; Thripidae
Exons: 11
Coding region: 225-2099 (624 amino acids)
Source: RefSeq, a predicted model, not a curated record